UAACAUCUAUGUUCGGCCUAAAAUACUGCUCAGAUCACAUCACUUCUCUGAUCAAAAACCCUCAGCCCCACGGCCAGCGGAAUUAUGUGCAGGCUCUUCGGGGUAACCAUGCUCUCCCCACUAGCCCCCUUCAAUCUGCUUUUGGCCAGCUGGACCUCUUGCUUUUCCGGCGGUCUGGGUCACCGGAACUGGAGCGUGCCCUCGCGCCAUCAGAGGGGAGGUAAACUUCGAUUACCUGCACCUGCAGUGCUCCCUCCCCACCUGGCUCUCCACCGCUCCCCCAUCCUGGCCGCAUGUUGUCCCGCCUUAGAGGCUCCCCGUGCCUGGUUCCAUCACAGCACCUUUUCUUCUCUGGUGGCUGCUGAGCUCAAGACUGUGCCAUCCUCCAAGGUUCAUGCGCUUUUCCAACCAAGUCCGCUGUGCUACCCGUGUAAAAACCUAAGACAAAACCGGAAUGAAGGUGUUUCCCCAAAGUUUCAACCUCUGAGACUCAACACACACUCCAAGGGAGAAGAAGGCCCAGCGGGCGGGGAGGAUUCGGACGGCGAGCAUUUCGCUCCCUUCGGCUUUAGAAGCCGCCCUACGGCGGGGUAAAGAGGCCGCCAGUAGCGGACGGGGGCGGGCCCGGGCGCGGCGGGCCCAGUGAGAGGCGCGCCCUGUCCCGGCGCGGCCCAAUGGGGACACCUAAGCCCGCCCCCCCGGGCUGCUCGGUGUUGCUGGAGAAUCGGAAGGUGUGCGCGGUCCCCAACCCUCUGCAAACUCCACCUCUGGGGACAACGAUGGGUCCGGCGCUAGAAGCUCCGCGUGGGCCUGCCUCAGCGUGCAGGGCUGGGCUUCCCCGAGCCAUGCCAGCCAGCAGACCAGGGCACUGGGCUCUGGGAUUUGGCUGCCAGGCUGGGGUGCAGAUGGGCAGGCACGUGCCCCGGGCUGUCUCUGUGGACCUGGAGCCUGCCGUCAUAGGAGGGUCCUGGGGGCUUCCUGUGCUGAGGAGGAGGCUGGUCCAUCAGCUCUGCCUGGAAACUGCCAGAUGUAUGGAGUAAGAACUGGCAUUUGCAGGCAGCUGCCCAGGCCACUACACUGUGGGGAAGAUCAUCGAUCUGGUGCUAGAGCGAAUCUGAAAGCCAGUGAGUGGAUCUAGUGCCCGGGGCACCUGCAGCAGAUUGGUGUGACCAUCACCGCCUUCCCUGGCCCGGGAGACUGGCCAUGUGUAGAAGGAAGGGAAGCCACAGACCUAUGGCUUUUCUGGUGUGGAUGGGGUCCCCACAUUCCCCUGGCCUGUCUGCCCAGUCAGCUUCCCCUAGGGGAGCUGUGGGCCUCGGGUGUGGACCUAGGGUUAGAAGUCAGUAGCCGGCUCCGUCUGCGUUUGUGCACGCGGGCCUCUGCCCUCAUGGUUCACAGCUUUCCAGGUCUAAUCCAGGCCUUCUCUGAACUUCGGUCCAGCUCUAGCCCUGGCUCCUCCGGCAGCCUGGCUUGUUCUGAGACUUCUGAGCAGAGCUCUCCUGCUGGCAGAGAUUCCUUCUUGGCUUUCAGCCAUUGUCCAGUCCCAUCCUCACCGGAGGCCCUGGAAACCUGGAGCAAGGCCAGCUAGGAGCCAGGACUUUGGCACUGGCCCUCCGCGAAUUGUCCAGACAUCCUCUGCUGCCCGGUAGAGACAGGACUUGCAGGGGACCUGAGGAGUGGGAGUCUGCGUGAAAACAAAACAAAGCACCCCCUAGGCUUGGGCCUGUCUUAAAAGGAGAGUUUUUAAAAAUCAAUUUGCGUGAAGCCUGCUUUUUUUAAACUUAUGUUUAUUGAGGUAUAAUUGACAUGUAAUGUUAGUUUCAGGUGUACAAUGAUUUGACAUGUAUAUGACUAAACGGAGAAUUUUUAGUGUCUCUACCCAUGUGUCUGGUGUAGACUGAUGAUUUUUUAGUCCAGGAACAACUAUAUCAGAAUCUCCCAGGGCAUCUGUUGGACCUGCAAGUUCCUGGGUUCCAGCCUCAGGUGGGGCUGGGGAAUCUGCUCAACAAGAUUCUGCCGCCACCACUCCCGCCCUCCUGCAACUAGGUAGCAAAGUGACAAAGCUGAGAGGGCCCAGCUCUGUCCCGCAUCCCACCUGACCCUGUCUCCCCUCCCCUUACCCUGCCUUCUCACACACACAACGCUGCAUUUCUCGGUCAGCCGUCUCCCAAGAACUCUGAGCCCCUUAUAGAUAUUCUCUAGCCGCCUUUAUGUUGCUGAAGCAUAAGAGCAUGAGAAGUUUCUGGAGUGGUGGAUAUUUAUCUUGAUAUGGAUGUACCCUUGUCAAGUCAUUCAUGGCACAUACAAUAAAAUAUAUAUACUUAGCUACCAAUUAUGCUUCAAAGUUGUUGUUGUUGUUUGUAAAUACAGAGGGAAUACAGU
Manis pentadactyla (Chinese pangolin) is the source of this 2382-nucleotide messenger RNA. RefSeq lists its product as uncharacterized. The coding region runs from base 675 to 1040 and encodes 121 amino acids. The record is from RefSeq and is a predicted model, not a curated record. NCBI's taxonomy places the organism in Eukaryota, Metazoa, Chordata, Mammalia, Pholidota, Manidae. The transcript is spliced from 5 exons.